AUGCUCCUUGCAGGUGGAUCCCAGCCCCUGAGGCUCAUAUGCUUUUGGGGGAUGGUGCUGGCUUCAGAGAAGUUCAGCUGCCCAAGCACGUGUAGUUGUCAGUAUCUUGAAGUGAACUGCACAGGACAACAGCUGCAGGAGUUCCCUGCGACCAUCCCACUGGAUAGCAGGCAGCUCAUUCUGGCAACAAACAACAUCUCGCACCUUCCCCCAGUGGAAUUGAGCUUCCUCGCUGAUCUGGUCUAUCUGGACUGCCGGGAGAACCGCUUGGGGGACCACCUGGAUUUCACUUUCAUUGGCAUGGCCAAGCUUGUCUACCUGGACCUCAGCUUCAACCGCCUCACGCACGUCACCUUUAGCACUUUCUCACAGCUCAUCAGCCUGGUAGUGUUGAAGAUGUCGGACAAUCCCAGCCUUGUGCAGAUUGAGAAGGAUGCCUUUGCCAACAACACCUGGCUGAGGUAUCUGGAUGUGAGCCGGACUGGCUUACUAUUCCUGCACACCAGCACUGUUCGUGACCUGCGCCACCUGAGGUUUCUGGGGCUCAGUGACAACCCGUGGCACUGCAACUGUUCCUUCUUGGACUUCACCACCUGGAUGACAAAGACCAACAUUCAUUUUCCAGAUGCCGAGAACAUCACCUGCUAUGUGCCAGAAGGUCUACGUGGUUUGAAAAUGCCUGCAGUGCAGGUGCAGCUCCAGGCCAACUGCCUGACCCGACUGCACAAACAGGACUACAUCUUUCUGUGUCUCAUCGGCUUCUGUAUAUUUUCGGCCGGCACUGUGGCAGCCUGGCUGGCUGGCAUCUGUGCAGUGAUAUAUGAAGUCCACACAGCAAAGGGGGAGGAUGAGGAAGAGGAAGAGGAAGAAACAAUCACUUAG
Molecule: messenger RNA, 882 nt
Organism: Nothoprocta perdicaria
Lineage: Eukaryota; Metazoa; Chordata; Aves; Tinamiformes; Tinamidae
Gene: LRRC52
Product: leucine rich repeat containing 52
Exons: 2
Coding region: 1-882 (293 amino acids)
Cellular component (GO): voltage-gated potassium channel complex
Molecular function (GO): potassium channel activator activity; voltage-gated potassium channel activity; transmembrane transporter binding
Source: RefSeq, a predicted model, not a curated record